Molecule: messenger RNA, 2433 nt
Organism: Kwoniella mangroviensis CBS 8507
Lineage: Eukaryota; Fungi; Basidiomycota; Tremellomycetes; Tremellales; Cryptococcaceae
Exons: 2
Coding region: 1-2433 (810 amino acids)
Source: RefSeq, a predicted model, not a curated record
AUGUCAGGCGUUAUUGGGUUAGGUUUGGGUUUCACCUCUAUUGAUUUCGAAAAGCCUUCUUCUACCAUUGAAAGCGAUUCACGUCCAGAUGGCUUUCUCCCUCGACCCACUCAUCCAGCAUAUCAGGUCAAAGUACCUGAACGAUCUCAUCGAGGACCACGAUCUCUAGGCGUAGGGAAACGAUUCGUCUCUUCACCCUCUCAGACCCUACCUCCAAGUAUAUACGACAAAUCAACUUCCAACCCUCUAUCUAUCCCAUCACCAUCUUCAUCAGAUUCUACUGGACUAGAUCCUAAGAACAAAAACAUGUUGAUCAAUUCACCUCAAUUGGGAUUGGAUCUAGUGAAUAUAAACCCAACACAGCAUCUACGUCUGAUGAAGAAACGUUCUUUUGCGGCGAACAACAAGCGUGACUUCGGGUUGAGGUCGAACGACCCUUUGAAUAGGAAGUCAAAUCCAGCUCAAGCUAUCGGCACUACCAGCUCACCGACGAUCGGGUCAUCUCCCACAUUAGGUUCAUCACCCAUCAUGUCUUCUUCGCCUAUUCCCUCUCAGGAACAUCAUGUCGACAUGCUAGGUCCAUCUAUCGCUCUAUCGGUGGUGCUUGGUUUGUUAGUAUUGGGAGUAGCAAGUUGGGUGGGUAUACAUUAUAGGAGGAAACGACUGUUACUUCAACAACAAGAAGAGGAAGGCAAUGGAUAUGGAAGAAAUAGAGAAAGGGAUUCAGACGAGAAAUCAUUCACAUCUGAAAUGUUCAAUGCCUCAAACGUCGUGGAGAAAGGAUUGAAACCCAGAUCACUUGGUGGGACUAUGAAUGAAGAAGAACUAAGAUCAAGCUUUAUCUCUUAUAAACGACCGUUUUCUACUGUACAUCCUUCAGCAGGUGGUAGAAGGGUCAGUUUUGUCGAUACGGUGGAUAACCAUCAUGAUGAUCAGGACGAUUAUGAAUACUCGGGUAACAGGAACAGGAGAGAAAGUGUUCUGCCACCACCGAGGUUCAUGAUUGCUGCUUUGCACCGACCCGAAGUGGAACAUAUAGAGGACGAACCGGAAGAAGAGUUGGAACAGCCUGUACCGUCACCUCGGACAUCCAUUGCGCCGACCCUAGAGAUGAUCGAAGAAGAGUUAGAAGAGGAAGAAUCCACCUCGAACAGCUCCCAGCCUCAGGGACAGGCUACCGACGAGGUGUCCAGAGAUUCCAUCGUAUCGUCAACCUCAUCAUCAAGUGAUUCAUCCACUUGCUCCGGCGAUUACACCACCGCAUCUGCUCGAUCAAGUAUAUCAUCUUUAUCAGCUUUAUCAAUCAUUUCAUCUUCCUUCCCCCAGACACCAAGGGAUCAAUCUACCCCUUCACCAGCCAUGCAGAUGGAAUCGCCCAAUCUGGAGAAUGAGAUGGGUGGGGGGAUAUAUGAUUCGCCCACUCCAACCGGCAAGUUUCAGUCCAGGAGGAAGCGAGCUCAAUCUCACGGUGACACAGGAUUGGUCGAAGUACAGAAACAUGAUUUGCUUAGAACGGCUGUAGGCAGAACAAUGAGUCUACAGCCUACCAAAGAAGUUAGGGAAUUCAUCAAGUUGAUGACUGCUCAAAACGAAGUUGGGAGCAUGCAUCGUGCGCCUACUGGCAAAAAUCACAAUACCAUCUCAAGAAAGACAACACUUAAGACGAACGUAGGACGGGAGAGCAGGGAUCGAAGCGAGGAUGAACCGAUGGAACCAGAAAAACAGAAAAUAGAUGAAAUGGAAGAUCUUCGGGUGGCAGCUUUUAUAUCCUCUCAGCUUGAAGAAAAAGUCACCAGGGAACAGCAACAAGAGGAUCAAAAAGGAUCAAAAAUGAUGGCAAGAUCAACUUCAUUUCCAUCGAAAUUAAUCUCUCGUCGUAAAUCGACAAAAAGUAGUCCGUCAUCGUCCUCUAGGAAAUCUGAGAUUGUAUCAUCUGAUGGGUAUUUGAGAAAGGCUUGGCAAGCUUUCAAUGCCCACGAGGAAGUACCGGUCAUUCCUACCAACAUACCUAUUUCACUUGCCAGAUCACAGGAAGACGAAAGUAUAAAGAGUCUAGCUGAGAGACAGGUCCAAUUAGAGAGGUAUCUAAGCUUGAUCCAAUCGGAGGGUCAACAACACGUUCAGAAAGUUAAUGAUAGCGAUAAUGAUGCUGAAGAGGUACAGGAAGAUCCUUACAUACAACACGGAGAGGAGGGAGAAGAGGAUAUGGAGAUUGAAGAAGACGAAGACAUGGAAGAAGUUGAUUCGGUAUGGAACCCUGAUGCGUAUGCUCAAGACAUGGAAGAUGAACAAGGGAUAGCAUUUGAAGAUUAUUAUAUCCAUUUCGAAUCUGACGAUGUCUACUCGCCGGAACAAGAAGAUCAGAUGGCUUCAAGAACGAACAGGAUCAGUUACGCGACUGGUGUACCUCACAUAAGAGUGACGAGUCAUUGA